UUAGUAAAGCAGUGAAGUUUAGCCUAGCAGGAAACACCGAGGCUACCGCCGUAGCGGUGGAAAAAGAAGGAGCAGUUUUUAGUUUUUAACCGGUGCUGAGACGUGAUUUUUUUCCUCGGCAAACACGCUGUUGCUUGGUACCUGUACUCGCGUUCGGUCCGGUCAUAUUUUCUUUGACUUUGUAUGAGGAGAGAGCUCCUAGCCAACUAAAACACUGGAUACUGACCGGGGGUGGAAUCUCAUCCAGCAGCUGUGAACGGUGGGACAUCGGCUGAGCAACGGCCGUUUUGAUUCAGUCAGUGGGCCCGCAGGCUCCACACUGGUGCUGAGACAGGAUGAAGAGGUUCAGACGACAAGGCCACGAGUCCCAGAGAGAUCGGCUCAAGCAGGAACUCUUCCAGUUCAACAAGACUGUGGAGCAUGGAUUCCCCCACCAACCCAGCGCUCUGAGCUACAGUCCGUCCCUGCAGCUGCUGGCCAUCGGCACCCGCUCCGGGGCCAUCAAACUGUACGGAGCUCAAGGUGUGGAGUUCAUGGGUCUACAUGACGAGAAUGCUGCCGUCACACAGGUGCACUUCCUCCCCCACCAGGUUGAACUGGUUACUCUACUGGAUGAUAACAGUCUCCACAUGUGGACUUUAAAAGCCCACAAGGGACUUUCUGAACUUCUGGAAAUAGGACGCUUCACCCUCACUGGACCACCUGGUGCCCCUCCAAGUGUGACCAGAGUGACAGCGGUGCUGGCUCACUCCUCAGGGGAGCUGCUGCUGUUGGGGACAGAAGGAGGACAUGUCUUCGUAGUUGAAGUUCCAGGGUUCAGAGAGCUAGAAGAGCGAAACAUCAGUGUCGACCAAGUCGCCAGCAGCGUACCAGAUGACUACAUCGGCCGCAGGAAUCUAGAACACGUAGAGGCCUUACAGGAGAAUGCGGUCAACCCAAACCAAGUAGUUAUUGGCUAUGGACGAGGUCUCAUGGUCAUCUGGGAUCUGGAGAAAGAGCGUGCCAUCCAGCACAUCCUUGCCACACAGCAAUUGGAGAGUGUGUGGUGGACAGAGGAUGGAAGCAACAUUCUCAGUUCACACAGUGAUGGAAGUUACUGUCGAUGGAUGGUGGGUGGAGAUGACCUGAAUGAGGAGGAGGAGGAGAAAUCAGACAUUCCUUAUGGACAUUUUCCCUGCAAGGCAAUUUCCAAAAUAGUUCAGCUACCUACAGAAGCAGGGCCUCCGUUCCUGCUGUUCAGUGGUGGGAUGCCCAGGGCCAGCUACGGGGACAGACACUGCAUCACUGUGAUCCACAGUAAAACACACGUGGCUCUGGACUUCACCUCCAGGAUCAUCGACUUCUUCGCCAUCCGAGACGGACCACAGCACACAGGAGACCCCAGUGCGCUAGUGGUCCUGGUAGAGGAGGAGCUGGUCGUCAUUGACCUGCAGACGGAGGGCUGGCCGGUGAUUCAGACACCUUAUCUGGUUCCCCUCCAUAGCUCAGCCAUCACCUGCUCCCACCACGUCUCCGCCAUCCCCCUCAAACUGUGGGAGAGGAUCAUCGCCGCCGGAGACCUGCAGAAGACGCACUACUCCAAAAAGCCAUGGCCAAUAACAGGAGGCAAAAACCUGGCCCCAGACCCUCCACAGAGAGACCUGCUGCUCACAGGGCAUGAGGAUGGCACAGUGCGUUUCUGGGACGCAUCAGGAGUGUGUCUGCAUCCCAUGUAUAAGUUGGGCACAGCUGGAGUGUUCCACACAGACGCUGAUCCCAAUGACAACAUGAACCAAGGCACUGAAGGAGAUUGGCCGCCAUUCAGAAAGGUUGGCUGUUUUGACCCCUAUAGUGAUGACCCGAGGCUGGGCAUUCAGAAGAUCCACCUUUGUAAAUACAGUGGCUAUCUGACUGUGGCUGGCACUGCUGGACAGAUCCUAGUGCUGGAACUGAAUGAUGAGGCCGCAGAGCAGACGGUGGAGGCUAAAGUUGUGGACUUGCUGCAGGGCCAAGAAGGCUUCCGCUGGAAGGGCCACGCUCGGCUGGAUGUGCGAGAGGAGCCGGUGCUGUUUCCUCCAGGCUUCCAGCCUUUUGCUCUGGUCCAGUGCCAGCCUCCUGCUGUGGUCACCGCCCUCACUCUUCACUCUGAGUGGAAACUGGUAGCUUUUGGCACCAGCCACGGCUUUGGCCUGUACGAUUACCAACAGAAGAAUAACGUUUUCAUCAAGUGCACCCUGAACCCCAGUGACCAGCUGGCCAUGGAGGGUCCCCUGUCCAGGGUGAAGAGCAUAAAGAAAUCCCUCAGACAAUCUUUCAGGAGAAUCAGACGCAGCAGAGUCUCGUUAAGGAAACAUCACGUAAACAACGCUGCCAAGCUCCAGGAGGCGAACGCUCGUCUGGAGGCUGAACUGGCAGAGAUGGAGCUGGCUCCUGUCCAGAGGAAGAUCGAGGCUCGCUCCUCAGAUGACUCCUUCACCGGUCUUGUACGGACGCUGUACUUCACUGACACCUUCCUCUCAGACAGUACACACAACACACCCUCCCUAUGGGCAGGGACCAAUGGCGGCUGUGUGUUUGCAUACAUGCUCCGCCUUCCUCCCGCAGAGCACAGAACAGACGAACCGGUCACCGCUCAUCAGGCUAAGGAGAUUCAGCUGAUGCACCGGGCUCCAGUUGUUGGUAUAGUGGUGCUGGAUGGUCACGGGGCUCCUCUCCCUGAGCCCCUGGAGGUGGCCCACGACCUGGCUCGCUCACCUGACAUGCAGGGCUCACACCACCUGCUGGUCAUAUCAGAGGAACAGUUUAAGGUUUUCUCCCUACCAAAAGUGAGCGCUAAGAUGAAGUUGAAGCUGACAGCCGUGGAUGGCUCCAGAGUACGGAGGGUAGGCGUGGCCUGGUUCGGCAGCAGUCGGUCGGAGGACUAUGGUGAGAGCGGCUUGGUGGUUCUGACCAAUCAGGGCGACCUCCACGUCGUGUCACUGCCGACAGUGAAGAUGCAGGUUCAGUACCCCUGCAUCCGCCGAGAGGACGUCAGUGGCAUCGCUUCCUGUGUCUUCACCAAGCAUGGCCAGGGCUUCUACCUGAUCUCUCCAUCUGAGUUUGAACGCUUCUCUCUGUCCACCCGCAACGUGGUGGAGCCUCACUGUCUGGUGGAGGCUCCUCUACAUUCAUGCUCCUCCCCCCAACACAAACCCCAGCUUGAUGGAGCUUCUUCUGCUCACAGAAACGCCAGACAAGACAGUGAGGAUGCAGAAAAAGCAGCUAGACGUGUUAUGGAGCAUGCUUUGCUGAAUGACGAGAAAGUACUUCAAGAGAUCCAGAAGUCACUAGAAGGAGAGCAGACGUCACUCCUGGAAAAUAAUGUGAAGAGUGCUGUAGCUUGAGACAUCUCUGGACAGUUGAGGUGAGCCCAAGAGUGAACUGACAUGUUGAUGUGUAUGAAGCGUUCUGCUGUUCUGUAGCAGCACUUGCCUCCUGCUCAGUUGACAAAACCACUACGGACCCCUGACCCAUUGCUUCAGUGACUGACCUCCCCUCUCCCAGCCCACAUCAGCCCCUCGUAGAGAGACACCAAAGGGCUCUUGGCAGUAGUGCUUUAUAAGCACCAUCAGGCUGUUUGAAGGCUCACUAACAGUGCGGACAGAAGGUGAAAGUAGAGACACCACCUGUGCCUAAAGACCACACGCUGUACACAUGUCAUUACAGCGUGGUCCCAUCCAUUUAACCCAAAGCUACAUGAAGCACAUUCCUGACAUGUGACAAAUGCCAUAAUUCAUCACACCAAGAUCAACACCAGCAUCAAACCAGCAUCUCAGAUCUGCCAUAGAUACCACUCGUUGAAGCUGUUUGGCUUAAAUAGCAACCACAACCACUUUGUUCUGAAAGCCUUUGUCACCACCAGCCUUUUCAUGUGGAUUCUGCCAAUGAAACGGUUCAUCCUUUCAACACGCUCUCUGAUGUGCAAUCUCACUGGCCUUCAUCUCCCCACAUGGACAUACACAUGGAAGGAAUGUGGGGGGAGAUUUCUGAUAAUGUCGAUGAAAAUGUUUGUAGCUUAAGUUUUAUGUGAUUUGUGCCAUCAGAUUUAUUCUAUGGAAGCCCAUUUCUGCCAGGAAAAGGAAAACAUUUUUUGAUUAAAAAGCUAGGAUUGAUUAGCAAAACACAUGGUUGAAUCAACAUUAUGUGAGACUAAAUCAAAAAUAUAUAAAGAUACGUCAAAAUUAUGACAUUAAGACGGACUCUUAUCGUAUAUGAAAUUAUGAGUUGUGUUUUUGCAAAAUAUUUUGAUAGGUCAAACAUUUUGACUAUAUUUAUAUAAUUAUUUAGUUUAUAAUUUUUACUUAAAACCCCAUAAUUUUUUUUUUUUGGCGUAAUUGAGCUUCCUUAGAAUUCAGAGGAGCUAUCAAGGGAAAAUAUUUUAAGUGAUGCCACAGAAGAGAAGUUUUAUGUAUGUUGAACCACACUGAUUGUUGACUUGUUUUUUAUUUUUCAGUCAUCACUUACAAAAUGAGUAAUAGCGUUGCAAACUGUAUUGUACCCCUGUAUACUGCUAACAAAGCCCUGUCCCCUCCCGUCCACAACUAUAACUUUAUAACCGGCCAUAGGUACUCCACUACUGCAGGGCUCACAAUGCUGUACUUUCUGGGGGGGAACAGCUUUCUAUGGGAUUAGGUUUUUAAUUAUUUUUCUGUAAACUUUUCUUUUUUAUUUUUUUUUUAUUCCAAUGGAUAAUGUAAUUUAGGAAUGUAAUUGUAAGCUAUUGUAGUGACAUGUUUUUAAUAUAUACAGUAUGUAUGUGACUCAGUCUGUACCUGUGGGCCUGUUGUUAUGGGGUUGGCUGCUAUCGUACAAGGAAAUAUUUUGGUACUGUGUCUCAGAAUGCUGGGUAUUUUAGCAUCAGCCUAGAAUAUAUUUUUGUAGUGAACUGAUUAAGAACCCUAAUUUUUUUUUUUUUUAAUUUGUAAUUUCACACUACAGUUUUCUUGUGGAUAAUUAUUACAUGUUUUUCUCCAAGCAUGAAUGUGUCUGUUUUUAUUUUCAGAUAUUUCUGAUUUAUAAUCUGAUGGUUUUCAUCGUUCAUCUCUGCUGUACUGCAAAGAAAUACUUGACAGUGUAUGACCGCU
This is a messenger RNA of Micropterus salmoides (largemouth bass), 5102 nucleotides long. RefSeq names its product LLGL scribble cell polarity complex component 2 (gene llgl2). Gene Ontology annotation, biological process: cortical actin cytoskeleton organization; regulation of protein secretion; establishment of spindle orientation. The coding region runs from base 336 to 3362 and encodes 1008 amino acids. The record is from RefSeq and is a predicted model, not a curated record. Gene Ontology annotation, cellular component: plasma membrane; cortical actin cytoskeleton; cytoplasm. Gene Ontology annotation, molecular function: myosin II binding; GTPase activator activity. The transcript has 27 exons. Lineage: Eukaryota; Metazoa; Chordata; Actinopteri; Centrarchiformes; Centrarchidae.